Columba livia (rock pigeon) is the source of this 5806-nucleotide messenger RNA. It is a transcript of the gene PI15, whose product is annotated as peptidase inhibitor 15. The record is from RefSeq and is a predicted model, not a curated record. Gene Ontology annotation, cellular component: extracellular region. The transcript is spliced from 6 exons. The coding region runs from base 307 to 1083 and encodes 258 amino acids. NCBI's taxonomy places the organism in Eukaryota, Metazoa, Chordata, Aves, Columbiformes, Columbidae.
CAGAGACCUUCAGAGAAACUGCCUGUUCUGGCUCAUACAGGCUGUAACAUAUAAAAGCUGUUAGCAGCUCCUGUGGCCAGAAGCUUCAAAACCAGCAGAAUUCUGUUCUUUGGGGGUUUGUAAUAAGAGACACCCUUCACAGAGGUUCAUAUCAUCAUAUAGGAGAGUGCUAUAUAUACUGGGAGAACAAUAGACUGUAUUGGUUUUUUUUUUUUCUUUUCUUGGUAAUAUCCAGAGAUCUGUUUUCUACUGCCCUGACUUAAAGCAGAGUACCUCUGUGGCCUAUCUUCCUCCUUUGGCCCCAAAAUGACAGUAAUCACUGCAAUCAGUUGUGCUUUCUUAUUUUCCAUUCUCUGUGAAACAAGUGCAUUAGCGUUACCCAACUCCACUGACCUACUCCUGUCAGAUAAUAAUUUCACUGACAUUGAGACAGCUUUGGCAGCUCAUCUGGACUCUGCAAAAAUUCCCAAAGCCAGGCGGAAGCGCUACAUUUCACAGAAUGACAUGAUUGCCAUUCUUGAUUAUCAUAAUCAAGUCAGAGGCAAAGUUUUCCCACCUGCUUCCAACAUGGAAUAUAUGGUUUGGGAUGAAACUCUUGCCAAAUCUGCAGAGGCUUGGGCUGCUACAUGCAUUUGGGACCAUGGACCUUCCUACUUACUGAGAUUCUUGGGCCAGAACUUGUCUGUAAGAACUGGAAGGUAUCGAUCUAUUCUCCAGUUGGUAAAGCCAUGGUAUGAUGAGGUGAAGGAUUAUGCUUUCCCUUAUCCUCAGGAUUGCAACCCCAGGUGCCCCAUGCGAUGUUAUGGACCCAUGUGCACCCAUUACACACAGAUGGUUUGGGCCACUUCCAAUCGCAUAGGCUGCGCAAUCCACACAUGCCACAAUAUGAACGUCUGGGGAUCUGUUUGGCGACGAGCUGUUUACUUGGUAUGCAACUAUGCCCCAAAGGGGAAUUGGAUUGGAGAAGCACCAUAUAAAGUAGGAGUCCCAUGUUCUGCUUGUCCUCCAAGCUAUGGAGGUUCUUGUACCAACAAUCUUUGUUUCCCAGGAGUAACAUCAAACUACUUAUACUGGUUUAAAUAAGUUAAGUUUUACAUUAUUUUUGAAAGAAAAUGAAUGAGUAACAAGAAGCUUGUAUGUUGAAUUUUGCACAUAUUAUAUAUAGAGAGAUAUUGUAAUAAUACUCUGAUGUUUUCUUUUUGUAUGCUUUUGUAUAAUUAGCUUUCAAAGUAUAGUAUAAUUUGGUUUUAACACUUUGGGAUUUAAGACUAGCAUUAACCCUCUUACAUUUUAUUAAUGGAGAGCGAACUAAUUUUCACCUUAGCAAGUGUAGAUUCCUGAAGAUUAGGUUAUGUUAAAAGCACAUUAAAAGAUAGAAUGUUACUUCCUUUUAAAAACAGUAGCUCCAGAAAGAGAAGGGUCAUUGUUUAAUACUGUGCUUUAAAAAUGGAGUGUGACGUGCAAAGCAACUCACGCUCCCAGUGGUUUCUCCCUUUUACACUCAUGCUUUCAACUGCAAUGUCAAUGGGACUCAGCAGAGGAAAACACGUGCAAGAGCAACUGCAGGAUAUUACCUACCUCAUGCACAACAUCAACCCAUUUAGAACAGGAGUGUCAAACUCAUUUUCACCGGAGGCCACAUCAGCCUUGCAGUUGCCUUCAAGCAAGACUGCAUAAAUGUAGGAGUAGUUACAGCCCUAAAAUUACAUUCAGCCCUUUGAAGGCAACUGCGAGGCUGAUGUGGCCCCAGUGGAAAUGAGUUUGACACCCCUGCUUUAUGGCAUUCCAGGAGUUCAGCACACGGCUGCUGCUAUCAUCAAUGAUGCCUGUGUGUAGACAGGAAAAGUAGAGCGAAUGAGGAGCCACACUGGCCAAGAUGAAGUGGCUAUUAACUCAAACACCUAAAGUCUUAACUAGAUAGAAAGCUACGUCGUUAUACUGGUAUAAUAACACAGCCUAACUCUACCUUCCUGUGUUUCUGAGCACAGUCAUAGUGGUAUAAUGGUACUUUGCAGCAGUAUAUUUAUUCUUGUACAGGAAAUUUAAAGAUUAUAUUGCUACAAAUCAUGAUAUAUUGAUAAAUGACAUUUGUACUGUCGUUUACACUAUUAGUUUGCUUACCUGACUGAAACUCAGCCAGGUAAAACUUUCAAGGAGAGAUCAGACGCAAAAGUAGAUAAGAAGAUUUCUGAAUUAAAGACAUCAGACAACUUUAAAACCUCAUACAGAUAUGUGACAAAAAUUCCAAAUUUCUAAAGCAACUAGCGGUGUCCUUUAAAAUAUAUUGCGCUGCUUCCUUAAAAUAUCUGUAUGAAUUAAUAAAAACUAAAUUGGUUUAUUCAUACCUUUUCUGCCAAAAACUGAACACCUCAUGGGGGCUCACUAGAAUAUUUAUGAAGAGGACCUACACUUUAAGCUUGAAUAUUAUACAGGUAGUUUUCUUGAAAAACAGAUUAUAAAAAGGAGAAAAUCAAAUGUCUGCCAUAACUACUAUGUCAUUGAAAUAGCCUUGAGUUUGGCUUUAUAUUGCGGGGCAGAAUGUCCUCCACUUUAAAUAUAUGUGUUUAGCCUGAUUGCACUACUACAUUUAGAAAUUUAUGAACUUUGAAAAGCAAUACUGAUAAUUUCAGUAGCAAGCAGAUAAUUUCACUAGUGCUACAUAUGUAUAUGUCUUUAAUUCACAAAUUCAGUCCAUAUGAGGAUGUUUGAGACAGUCUGCCACCAGAAUAACAAGUAUUAUAUUGAUGAUAUAAAAAGAAAGAUCAGAGUUUGAAUUCUUUACAUCAGUUUUUCUUUUUCUCCAGCAAGAUAGCUGUGUGGGGGAAUGGGCUCUACAGCAUGUGAAACAUAACAGCCUCUCUCCAUCUAGCCAUAAUCUGAUGCCUCAGAGAAUGUCAGCAACUGAUCUAUGGCUCUUCAGACAUUUCUGAUUUAGCGACACUUCUGUAUCUGACAGGACAAUGACUAGACAAGUAUAUUGUCUUAAAAUGUGUCUAUGUUUUAAAAGAACAACACUUGUAAUAUUCUACUAAUUUUUAUCCUAACAGUUAUAAUGUAAAUGGUUUUCUGUUUGGUUUCAAAGGAGCUUGGACUUGGACGGUGCUCAAUCAGUCAAGCACUUUGGCUGAGUAAAAUCCAGUCCCAUUUUGGGAGUGAAACGCGACCUCUUUGUGUCAUCUGUGCACACAUUGAAAGAAUUCAGUGAGAUAAAACUACUCAGUGGGUCACUAGCCCUCAGCCAGCCCAAUUUUUCACAAAGAUGCAUGGGACAAAUACUAUUUUGUUCUGCUUAAGAAAUCUUCUCUAGAGGUAAAGAGAGCACAGUUAAAACAGUACAUCUAGUGUGUUGGUGGUUUUUUUAUUGUUUUGUUUUGUUUUGUUUUAAUUACAAGACAGGAAGCAGAGCAUAAGCAAAAGUUCAGGUUAAGCUGUGGAGCUUACAACAGUAAUCUAACAAUAAAUGACUAUGCACUUUGGAACUUGCAACUUGUAUGUUGUAUGGUACACUCUCCAAACAGGACUAGACAUUGUAAAUUAAUUUAUAAUUCUGUAAUUCAGCUGAAAAUAUUUGAACGGGUAUAUUUGUUAUCGUAUCUGUUACUUUUUAAGUUGCUACAAAUAUCUUGAUUUUGUGGAAUAUAGAAAUGUUUCUGUGGAUAUAGAAAACUUUGUUUUUAACAUUCAGAUAUGCAGGUUUUUUCACAAUAUCCAACAAUGGUGCUAGGGAUUAACUAUUGUAAUCACACUGUAACUGACAGCAGCAAAAAAUGAUCUGAGCAUAAACUAUUUCAUACAAGCAGCUCCUGAUAAAACCAGCCACAAGCACUUAAGUAUUAGCUGAAUGUUUUUCGUUGAACAGAGAGGAUUACAACUAAUCAGAUAAUUGAUUGCCACACAAAAUUUGCCCUUCCACUUCAUUUAAUAAGUGGUUUAUUGAAGGCCUCUGUGUAUUACCUAUUUGAAUCACCCCAAUUUCUAUAUUCUUUUUUUUCUCUUGGGUUGGGUUAUGACAAUGCCAAUAAAGCUCUGCUUUGCUUGCCAGUGUCAGUACUGCCUGACUGAUUAACUGACACCAAGUGCUGAUAGAACAAAAGUACUGAAGUGUGCAAAAGACUUCAGAUGUCUUCAGCAGUAUAUCCACUCUGACACUUGCUGAAGUAAUUUCUUGGUGAGUUCAAGGUUAUGCUGGGGGAAACUACACCCAGCUGCUGUUCUGCAAGAUUUAUACCAAUUCCUUCUGAGCAGUGUGGUGUGCCUUUAAAGACAAAGAAAUUAGCUCAGACUUCUGUUCUAAAUAUAAAAUUAUGAAAGUAUACACACACUAAAGGCUAAAAAUAUAUUUUAUCAAAAUACUGUGAGAGGCAUAAGAGUAAAAAUGAAGUAUCUGAGUGCAGCUGUUUAUAAUAUUUGCCUCAUUUAAACAUCUAAGGUGAUGGGUAGCAAUUGAUACCUUUUGGUGCUAACCUAUAUGUUCUGGUGCUGAAGUUAUACAUUAUUUUUGUGGAAGAUGAGGUUUACUUCCAAUAUUACCAUAUACACUCCAGUGUUUGUGAGAUCUUUUUUAGCUAAGCAUAUAAUUUUCUAUCACUAGGCCAGAUUUGCUUUCAAAGUUCCUUUUUAUGGUUGUUUCAGGAUCUAAUGAAAGUUUUAUGUGCAUCAGAAAGGAAAAUGUAUUCCUGUUCAAAACCAAAACAAGCAGCACCCUCCCCUCAUCACAGCAGUGAAGUGCCUGUGGAACAAAUUAUGGAGAGAGUAAGAUCUCCGACAGUCAUGACUUCAGAUUGAUGCUGAGCAGGUUUUAGUGAUACCAAGUUCUCUCUUUGGGGUAAUAAAUGACUUCAGAAAACCCAGGCUUGACCUUGCAUACUUCUCCUUGGCAAGCUGUGUGUUCCUCUUCUCUGAGAUCAGUUUGUUUGCUUCUGAAUUCGAGAUGAGUUGGAUUAGUGAAAAUCAUGGGAGGUUUAACAUAACUUUUGCAGGAGUGAGAAAGUUGGACACUAUGAGAGCUUCAUGGACAGCAAAAUUAGACUUCAUAUGCCAUCCCCUACCAACACUGCGAAAUACCAUGGAACUCUGAAAGAGGAAGCCUCUCAGAGCGAAUGUGUUCUAUACCACAGCUGGGACCUAAUGGAAAGAAAUAUAUCUGUAUCUCUAUCCAUAUCUAUGUCUAUAGACAAAUGGAUAGAUAGGUAGAUAUAUCUGUUUAUAUAUGACCUCCAAGGAUCAGGUUGCAAGCAUGGAUGCCCUCUUGUGGUUGAGAAUGCCAAGAUAUUGGUUUGAUUUUAUAGGAACCCAAAAGAUUUUAAGACUUUUUAAAAACAAACAAAUGCAGGCUUAAUUUGUUUCCUUUAAAAAUUUUGGCCUUGAUUUUAAAGACACAUGAAUUAGUCUGUUUGUUUUCUUUGAGAAAUGAGGCCCAUUGUAUAACUCCACCAUUUCUUAGUUUUACAUGAUUUCUAAGUACAGAACUCAACCACAGUUAUAUUUGCUGUUGAUUACCUAUAAUACGAAAUUUUCUAAAUAUCAGAUUAAACAAAGGUAUUGAGAUGCAAGAAGAAUUUUUAGAGGUGUUAAAUCAGAUAUAGUUUUUAAAAAACAGAAUGUGGGAAGCCUCAUUACUCAGAUAUUUAAUUCUAAUGAUCCCUAAUAAAAAAGUUUUAAAGUCCCAAAUUACAACUGGAAUUUGCCCAUUAUUGCUAAGUUUUCAAGACAAAACUGUUAGUUUCCUCUUCUAGAAUGAAAAGAUCUCAUAGAAUCCAAUCAUACAGCAUUUUUAUGGUGCAUUUUGGAACUGUGCAAAACAGAA